AUGGUUUUUGUCAGUCAGAUGCGCGGUAAACCGAAGCGCACCUGGGACUCGCUUUGCUACCCUGCCCCUACCACGCCUGACGAUAGUACCACUCCCGCCCCAUACACCGAGCCGUUUCCACUGUUCUUUCUGCCGGUGGAGAUCCAGCUCAUAAUCUACCGCUUUGCGUGGACGACUGGACCAGUAGAAGAGCACCCCUACACGUUUCUCACCGAUGAUCUCUUGUACUUCGUUCGCCGUACCAAGAAAUCGAACGAUUUGAUACAGAUUGAACUGAGCGAUAAAAUCCAAGAGGAGCUCUCGACAGUUUGUGCCAUGGGCGCUACCUGCCGCCACAUGAGGCAUGUCGUUUACGACGAGUAUUUUUCGCGUACUCAGGCAGUGUCACAAUUCAACAUCAUCUCAUUUCAACAUAACAGCAUCGACACGGGCUUAAAUGCCAUGAACCACAACGUGCGACCGGUUAUAGAAGGGUCGAUCUUUCUUUCGGAACAUGCCCGGCAUGCAUGUCUCGUGAUAAAUGAUGUGCAUGUUAAGUUCGACGAGGGCUUGGAAGAUCACAGGUUGAAAUGGUUAAUGGGCCUGAAGAAGUUGACGACGCUGGAGGUGGUGUUCGAACAGCAGCAAUACACGGGAUGGAGAAAUAAAACUUGGUGGUGGAAGGGUCACCCGGGCCUCGAGGCGGCAAAACUUGGACUUCAGAGUCUGCCGCGCUUAGAGAAGCUGGUGUUAAGGCUCAAGUGGUCUCAUAGCCAGCCACAGAAAGAAGCAAUUUCAUGGGAUGAUGUCCCAUGGUUCCAGGAACUUAGAGACGUGUUCUUAGAGAACGUUGCUGUGUCCGAGAGCCCCGAGAAGCGCUGCUUCAAAUUCAAUAAACAUAUCGGCGUCACAUAUCACGACUGGCCGUGUUCCUACAAGAUCUAA
This is a messenger RNA of Sordaria macrospora k-hell, 924 nucleotides long. RefSeq lists its product as uncharacterized. The record is from RefSeq and is a predicted model, not a curated record. Lineage: Eukaryota; Fungi; Ascomycota; Sordariomycetes; Sordariales; Sordariaceae.